GGAAUCAAAGAAAUAAAAAAUAAAGUGGGCCUCUCCCCACACCACUCAUUCUAUUGAGACAAAAGAAUGCAACCACCUCCUUCCAUCCUCAUCAUUCGGCCAUAAUCUCAAGAGAGGGAGGAAAUCCCAGAAAAAAAUAACACCUUCCAUAGCCAAGGACAAGCAAGCUCAAGGAGGUCCAAGGGAAAGGUUUUCGGAAGGAAAAACUAGGUGGAUUAAGGGACUUGAUUAAAGUAUUUUUGAGCUUCGCCGGAGUUGGUCAAAGUUCGCCGGAGUAGGUCAAAGUUCGCCGGAUUUAGUCAAAGUUCAAUCAAGAAGCGUAGAACGCGCGUAAGCUCACUUAAGUUUCAGGUAGAACUUGAAGGUUGCUACCAUCGCCCACUUGUUCCGGGAAAAUCAAGGAGAGAAGACGUGGUUUGAUGUUGAUCACACUUGCUCAAUAGACUUUAGGCAAGGUGUUCGUCACAGGCAGGCCACUUCUGCAAUGAUUGCUGAGCUUGUACCAAUAAACCAUAUACACCUAAACAAAUCAGGGAUGAUUUGUUGUUGCAGUAUGGAAUACCGAUAUCAUACAAGAAGUCUUGGGCUGCAAAGAAAUCUGCCAUGAGAAAACAAUUUGGUUCAGAUUCAGAGGCAUACCAAUUGUUGCCGUCGAUGCUCCAUAUGCUAGACCAACCUAAUCCAGGAUCUGACGUGUUGCUCAUUAGAGGGGCUAAUGAUGUGUUUCGCUAUUUGUUCAUGUCACUUGCACCAUGGAAGAGAGCAUGGGAGCAUUGCAUUCCUGUUCUUAUUAUCGAUGGUUCUUUUAUGAAGGCGUACUACAAAGGGACAUUACUUACCGCAUGUAGCCAAGAUGCAAACAAACAGAUUGUGCCUUUAGCGUUUGCUGUAUGUGAUUCUGAGAGCACUGCGUCCUGGAAGUGGUUCUUUACAAGGCUCAAAGAGUGCCUUAAACAUCGUGAUAGACAUAAAGGUAUAAUCAAAGCUGCAAAGGCCAUCUUUCCACACGCUUCCCAUGGAUAUUGUUAUGAACAUCUGCGGCGUAAUAUGAGAUCCAAAUUUCGAGGUAAGUCAUCCAACCAUGGUUGGAAAUUUAAAGCUGCAUGGGAGGCUGCAACUGUGAAUGAAUGCUAUCAAUAUUUGUCCAUGUUGGAUGAGGAAGAUGCUAGGAUUCGUCCGUGGCUAGAGAAGAUUGGAACGGAAAAGUGGGCUCCAAGCAUGGCAGUUAAGAGUCGAUGGGGUGUUAUGACCUCUAACUGUGCAGAGGCCAUGAACAGCAUGGAUGCUAAUGCAAGAGAGUACCCUGUCGGUAAGCUUUUGGAUUUUAUCCGAGAAAGAAUGCAAACAUGGUUUGCGGAGCGGCUGGAAGAUGCAACUUCAUCAACUACUCAUUUGACUCUAAAGUUUGAGAAACAUUUAGUUUCAUUACAGAGGGAUGCUUCAAGGAUGAGGGUUAAACUGUCAUGCCGUUAUGAAUUUGAAGUUGUUGAUAGACUUCGUAGAUGUUUUAUUGUCAAUCUCAAUGACCGAACAUCCACGUGCCGUAUGUUUCAAUUAGAGCAUUUUGUUUGUGUACAUGUUGUAGCUGCCAUAGGCACACGCGCUGGUAUUUCCUGCUAUGAUUAUAUAUCAUAUUAUUAUACGAGACAGUCUGUGUUGAAUACCUAUAGUGGGGUGGAACAUCCAAUUGGUGAUGUAUCUUCUUGGAUAGUUCCACCUCAUGUUCAAAGUAUUGUUUGCAAGCCACCUUCAUGUUCUGAAAGACGAGCUGGUCGACCAAAAACAAAAAGGAUACCAUCAGUUGGUGAAUUCCGUGCAACCAAACGGCUGGUCGUUGCCAUUCUGCUGGGCAUAACAAAAAAAGCUGCAAGAAUGCACUUACAAUUCAUUCUUAAGAAGUUGUUUCGUACUGUAUUUCCUUUUAAUUCUACUUUUAGUUUUGGUUACAUUUUCAUUCCUGUGUGAAGAUUGAGAUACAUUUAUUACACACUGUUGUGGUUCUUAUAUUUCAUUAUAUUGAAUAUUGAACAUUGAAUAUAUGGUAUUUUGUUUACUGAGAUAUCAUUCUUAAA
Messenger RNA from Cuscuta epithymum, 2072 nucleotides. The record is from the annotation of a GenBank genome assembly. Lineage: Eukaryota; Viridiplantae; Streptophyta; Magnoliopsida; Solanales; Convolvulaceae.